Messenger RNA from Pseudophryne corroboree (corroboree frog), 1279 nucleotides. Its product is annotated as protein IWS1 homolog. The transcript is spliced from 10 exons. Gene Ontology annotation, cellular component: nucleus. Gene Ontology annotation, biological process: poly(A)+ mRNA export from nucleus. The coding region runs from base 228 to 1091 and encodes 287 amino acids. The record is from RefSeq and is a predicted model, not a curated record. NCBI's taxonomy places the organism in Eukaryota, Metazoa, Chordata, Amphibia, Anura, Myobatrachidae.
GAUUGUUCUUAUUUAUCAUUAUUUUGUGAUAAUAUACCUUAUUUUUGGUAUAUCCUCACCAUAUAUCCCUUGGGAUACUGCAUUCUCCUUACAGAGACUUGGCUAAAAAGAAGGCAGAGAAGAGAGGGUUUUAACCAAGAAGAUCUGGAAGGGGAAAAAACAACGGCCUUAGAACAGCAGCGGCUGCUGCAGAGUCGGGCUCUGAUGUUAAUGUGAAAUCUGGUAAAAUGACUGAUUUCAAAUCUGACUAUGAAAUAAUGUUAGAGAUGAAGAAGAAAAUGAGUGGUAAAAGGCAGAGGAACCGGGAUGGAGGCACUUUCUUAAGCGACGCAGAUGAUGCAGUAAAUGCUAUGAUUGUGAAGAUGAAUGAGGCAGCAGAGGAGGAUAGGAAUCUCAACUCCAGCAAGAAACCAGCACUGAACAAGAUAACCCUCCUCCCCACUGUAGUGAUGCAUCUCAAAAAACAAGAUUUGAAAGAAACCUUCAUUGACUGUGGUGUUAUGUCUGCAAUUAAAGAGUGGCUCACUCCUCUGCCUGAUCGAAGCUUGCCAGCUCUAAAAAUCCGAGAGGAACUACUGAAGAUACUACAAGAGCUGCCAGGUGUGAGCCAGGAGACUUUAAAAUACAGUGGCAUUGGCAGAGCGGUUAUGUAUUUAUACAAACACCCCAAAGAGUCUAGACCCAACAAGGAUAUUGCUGGCAAGCUAAUUAAUGAAUGGUCACGACCUAUUUUUGGAUUGAGCUCCAACUUCAAGGGGAUGACCAGAGAGGAGAGAGAGCAGAGGGGUCUGGAGCACAUCCCAAAGCGUAGAAGACUGAGCAGCAUCAGCUCUAGUUUUGGAGGUCAGACACUAUGCUGGGACAUGGAGAAAGUGCUGACAGGAGGAGAGAAGGCAUUACGACCAGGUGACCCAGGUUUCUGUGCCCGCGCUCAUGCUCCCCUGCCUUCCAACAAAGAUUAUGUGGUCCGUCCACAGUGGAAUGUGGAAAUGGAAUCCCCACAGUACCAGAGAGGCGCAAAGAAAGGUGUGAGCCGAUUGGACAAACUGAUGAGGAAGUUUGCAGGCAAACCGUUCUUCCCAUGCUGUUAAGCAUCCAGAUAGUGAUUGGGCUCUUAAUGAACUUGCUGUAAUUUAAUUAGAUUCUUAUGAGCCUUUUGCUAUAAUACAAAAAAAAAAAAAAAAAAAAAUCUUUCCUCUGUAAAUGUGUUGCAGGAGACCUUGGCCUCUCCUGCUUACUGACUCUAAUUCCUCUCACUAGCCCUUUUGGGUUUUAUUCA